This is a messenger RNA of Cydia pomonella (codling moth), 2848 nucleotides long. RefSeq names its product transcription factor ATOH8 (gene net). Gene Ontology annotation, molecular function: DNA-binding transcription factor activity; protein dimerization activity. NCBI's taxonomy places the organism in Eukaryota, Metazoa, Arthropoda, Insecta, Lepidoptera, Tortricidae. The transcript has 2 exons. The record is from RefSeq and is a predicted model, not a curated record. The coding region runs from base 180 to 941 and encodes 253 amino acids.
ACGCCAGUCCAACGCAGUGCGUCGACACCAACGCACGUGCUGUCAAAGAAACAGUUGGAACGCGCGCGUUCGAAAUCCGAAAAUUGAAAACAAUGACAUAUUGGUGUUGUUUUUUUAAAUAGUGCCAAGUUGCCUUUGAAGUGCCAGGAUUUGGAUUGUUAGUGUUUUGGAUUUGCAAGAUGUCAACUUUUAUUGGUUCAGGAACUACACAGGCUGAUGCGAAAGAUCGUAUAUUAGAACGAGAUGCCGGCUUCGUGUCGGGCGGCGACGAUGACGACUCGUGCUCCGGCCCCGCCCACUCCGACGACUCCGGGGUCAGGCUUGUCGAGUCCGACCUGAGGAAGAGAGACCGCACACCACCUCUCCUUCCCCCGCCAAAAAAACGACGGCUCGCCUCCAGCGAUGAACCGUCAGAAAGCACCAGCCCUUUCAGACCUUGGUCUUUUCCAGAAGAACCUCAAAGAGAACCGCUUUCUUUAGUCAAAAAGAGUGAAACGAGUUUGCUAAGACAAAGAAGGAGGCCGGUUGAACCUCCACCACCACCAUUGCCCCCGCCAAGCGUCGAACCAAGACCCGGCCCGCCUCGAGUACCACCUCAUCCAGGCGUCGUUGCAGAACCGUCAUACACAGAUAAAUCAAAACCAAGAGAGCAAAGAAACUACAAAAACAUGACUAGAGAACGAAGGAUAGAAGCCAACGCUAGGGAAAGAACGAGAGUCCACACCAUCAGCGCGGCUUUCGACACUUUAAGAAAGUCCGUGCCCGCCUACAGCCAUAAUCAGAAGCUAUCCAAGCUCUCUGUCCUCCGAAUAGCUUGCGCGUACAUCGCCGCGCUAUCAGCGGCGAUAGACCCUGAAGCUGAUCUCUCCUCGGCAGUGGAAUCCGUGACGCAAACGAUACACACGGAAGGGAAGUUAAGAAAAAAGAAAGACGAUCCUUAGAUCUGGAAGCCGUCUCGAACUAAGCCGUCCCCUAAGCCUAUUCUCAGUACAAAAGUGACAAUAAAGGGAUUAUGAACUAUUUAUUGGAGAGUAGCGUAACAUUUUACCACAUUUUAAAUCUAGUGAUACUUAUGAUGUUCUAAGGUUGACGCUUGGUAUAUAUGGACAUAUGGACAGCUGUUAGUUUAUAUUUUAUAUCUAUCAGUUCCUAUAAAAGUUGCACAAAAAAUUAUAAAAACUGAGUUUUUUGUGUAGGAGCUUAGUAAGAAUGGAAAAUUGCAGUAUAUGAACAAUUGCAACUAUUUUGAUAGAGCUCAGUCAAAAACAUCAGAUAUUUUCCAUUUUCUAUUCAACCUAACACAGCUUAACGUGAUUGAAAUGUAUUUAAACGAAGGGUUCGCGAAGUUCACGCUUCCCAGUGAGAAUCUCUUAUUGACUGAUAUUCCAAGGUUUGUUGUAGUUGUUAUUGUUAAAGAAUAUCCAGAAGAGAAGACCUUGCAUUUCUGAAGUGAAAACAUUUGUAACUGUAUUAGAUUGCCAUUGAUAUGUCAGCUUUAGAAGUAGAUUGCAUUUUUAGGACCUUGUUGUAACUUGAUUCAAGGUACCACCGAAGUGCUUAGUUUUUUUUUCGGCGUUAACCUCAACUUCUGGAUGUGAGGUGUUUUUGCAUUUAGCAACAAAUUCCUAGCCCUUAUUUCCAGAUUUGGUUCUUAAAGGGCAAUCUCUUUUGAGAUGCGAUAUCAGCAUACUCCUCAAAAUGACAUGAAUAAAGCCUGCCUAUAUCUGGCGUUUUAUUAAUCUAAUCUCUGUACGAGUAUGUCCGAUAUCGCAACAAAAUUCAGAUUCCCGGAGAUAAAAUUGGCAUUAUAAUUUGACUGAAAGGUUUCAAGUUCCAGAAAGGCAUUACUGACGGCUACUAUUAAUCAGGUCGAAAAGCACUGUAAAGUCAAAACUAGUUCACAAUGUUCACAUCGUUCACCUUACGGGCAAUAAGAAUGGCCCCAGUACAGCGGUCUCACGCACACGAAUUUGAGCCAAUCGUGCAGUCUAGCGCCACAACGCGAUUGGUUGAUGAGUUCACAUCACGCGCGCAAUUGGUCGCAACUAGUUGCGUAAAACUGCACGAUUGGCUCGAAUUCGAGAGUGAAACCGCUGAACUAGCACCAUUUUCGACCAUCAGUUCAUUCUUCUUCGGUCAUUUUCGUCCUUAGAUAGAUGUCAAUGGUUCACAUGACAUCUAUUUGUUUUUGAAUUUAAAUUACAGACACGUACAUUCUUCAAAGAUAUAAUAGGUAUAAGGUUUAUUACACGUAAAGAAGAUAAUUUGACACCCAUUUUUUUAUCAUUAAACAUAAUUUUACUUGUUUAAUUAAAGUGUUUUUUCGGUCCGACUAAAUAGUUGUCUACAUAUUUAAUGCCUUCUUAGUUCGUUUGUUAGAUAGUUCCAACAGCCAUUCCCAGUCCAGUAUUAAGAUAAAAUUACGAUCUACCUUUAAAUUAAUCGGGCUUUAAAGAUAAUUUAUUACAAUCGAGUCAGUAAUCUUAAGAUGUAUAUUUUGUAGAAUAAGGAUGUAAGUUUUGUAAUAUGUUGUGUGGUUGAAAACGAUGUGAUCCUUACGGCAGAAGAUUCCAGGCAUUAUCUCAAAUAACCGUCUUUUAAGAAAGAGGGUAAUGGUUUCUCUUAACGUACAGGAUAAUGAAAGAUGUAUAAAAACUUGUAUAUACAUUUUAACGUAUAAAUGCCUGCUGUCCUACAAUGAUACUUUGCCUGUUAAUGACUGUUCCAAAAUUGUACAUUUGAAUAAAAAUGUUGAAAAACAUUUUAGGUAAAAUAGAUAAAUAAAACCAGGUCACCGUAAAUUUUAGAACCAUUAAAAAGAUAGGAAAAUAAUAUUUUAAUAUAGAUA